GCGCGGAUGGACGGAUGUGUCAGACGUAAUAUGGGUUAUAAUUUUGGAGUGGAUCUUCUUGUAAAUUAUGCCGUGGCAUCGGUAGACGAUCUUAUCGGAGGCAAUAGACGGAAUCUACGUUUACACACGACAUAGUCGGUUAUUCACGUUGCUGAUAAAAUUCCACGACGAGCCUCGCUCGAGCGAAAGAGCAUGUGGGUGUUUGGUUAUGGUUCCUUGAUAUGGAAAGCGGACUUUCCAUAUGAAAAAAAACUGGUAGGCCACAUCAAGGGAUACGUCAGGCGCUUCUACCAGAAAAGUACCGAUCACAGGGGAGUGCCUAGCAGACCUGGACGUGUGGUGACGUUGCUCGCCUCGAAGAAUCCCGAAAACGAAGUAUGGGGCCUCGCAUACAAGAUAUCCUCCGAGAACAUAGACAACGUGGUGAAUCAUUUGGAUUUUCGAGAGAAAGGUGGCUAUGAGAAGAAAACUGUCCUUUUCUAUCCUUGCGAUUCAUCUAAGUAUAUUCAAAGUAGCUCGAAUACCAACGUCCUGACCAACGAUUCCUCCAAGACGAAUCUCUUGUCGCCAUCCUUGUCGUCCAGCACAGAAGAGCCACCGUUCUACCUCACUAUAUACAUAGGUGACGAAGAGAAUCCAAACUACGCCGGCACUGAGAAUAUACACACCAUUGCGACACAUAUACUCGUCUCACGCGGCAUCAGUGGCUCCAAUACAGAAUAUCUUUACAAACUGGCGUCUGCAAUGCGUACGAUUGCACCUGGUGUACAGGAUGAGCAUUUAUUUGCUCUGGAGAAGAUUGUCAAGCAGUUGGAGAGGGAGAGGGAGAACGAGUCGCUGGAGUUGGAUCAAUUUCCAUGUUUGAAAUCGCCGCCACUGGGAACUACUUUUGGGCGCGCAUGCGCAUCCGGCGACAAUGAUCAGCUGAAUCGACGCAAUAACAACAGCGUGGAGAGGGAGAAAAGAGGAGGCCAUUUCUUAUUCGACCAAUUGUCAGUCCAUGUAGUUCCUACGUGGUUCUGUUUUUCUUCCCGGACCGACGAUCAAGACACAGGGCCAAGAUUGGGUGAUUCGCUGAAUUGAAGGCGUUUCGGACGCAUCCGG
This is a messenger RNA of Odontomachus brunneus, 1104 nucleotides long. RefSeq names its product putative glutathione-specific gamma-glutamylcyclotransferase 2. Lineage: Eukaryota; Metazoa; Arthropoda; Insecta; Hymenoptera; Formicidae. The transcript has 3 exons. The record is from RefSeq and is a predicted model, not a curated record. Gene Ontology annotation, biological process: glutathione catabolic process. Gene Ontology annotation, cellular component: cytoplasm. Gene Ontology annotation, molecular function: gamma-glutamylcyclotransferase activity; glutathione specific gamma-glutamylcyclotransferase activity. Bases 193 to 1083 code for a protein of 296 amino acids.